Rhodotorula toruloides NP11 is the source of this 2286-nucleotide messenger RNA. RefSeq names its product fungal specific transcription factor. Gene Ontology annotation, biological process: regulation of DNA-templated transcription; DNA-templated transcription. Gene Ontology annotation, molecular function: DNA binding; zinc ion binding; DNA-binding transcription factor activity, RNA polymerase II-specific. The transcript has 9 exons. The record is from RefSeq and is a predicted model, not a curated record. NCBI's taxonomy places the organism in Eukaryota, Fungi, Basidiomycota, Microbotryomycetes, Sporidiobolales, Sporidiobolaceae. The coding region runs from base 1 to 2286 and encodes 761 amino acids.
AUGGCCAAGCGGGCGCAGCGAGGCGACGACGACGACUACCACCCAAGCCGCACUCGCCAGCGGACGAGCGAACCUGACUCGCGCAAGGCGGGCAGAGGAGCAGUCGCUUGCCUGCAAUGCCGCGCGCGGAAGAGUGUGUGUUCGCUGAGCGGGCCAGCCUGCGAAGGAUGUCAGAAGCGGGGCGAGGCGGAAUCCUGCUCCUUCCAGGCGCUCAUCUGGAUCGAGAACCUCGACGACCUCCCUUCGCGCCAGCUGAAGCGCAAAGUCGACCGCCUCGAAGCGCUCUUGCGCGGGCUCGCCGGUCUCCCGCCUCCUCCAGAACCCGCCAAACUCACGCCUCCGACAACAUGCUCACUCCCCGUCCCCGACUCGCCCCCGCUCGCCGUCCCUCAGCGCCCCUCGUCCGCUCCCGGUAGCGUCGAGACGGUCGUGCCGCCCUCGCCGACGAUGGACGAGCGCGCUCGGAGCGAGGCCUGCAAAGCCCUCAUCCGCGCCUUCCUCUCGGACGAACACGUCCUCGACGAGCCAGUCCUCGGCAUCGACCCCUCUGCGCUCUCUGCUCAACUUCGAGCAGUGGGGACAUGCCACCUCACCGCUUUCCCCGCUCACCGCGUCCCAAAUCCCGCAUCUCUGCACGAUACCCUCUCAGCAGACGAUUACCGCCAGACAGUCGAAGCUGUCCUGCCGACCCGCGCACAGGCGGAAGUCGCGCUCGAAGCGUACCUCGCGAGCGGUAACAGCGUCCUCCGCCUCCUCAACCCUCAGACGUUUCUGCAACAGUGCGAGGCGUACUGGACGACGGGCCGAGUUCCAGAACCGAAUUGGCUGGCGACGUACCUUAUUGCUUGCGCGUCGGGGUUGUUUGGACUUGACCGCUUGGGCGAGGCGAGUCAAGAGGCGUUGCCGACGGGUGCGCCACAGGAGUUGCUUGCGAGGACGUGGGCGGAUGCGGGACGGAGGGUGUUGAGCGCGAACAAGUUCCUCGUCAAGCCGACUGUUGAAGGCAUCCGAGCGUUCGCCCUCCUGCUUCCCUGGUGGUCCGCUGAAGGCUGUCGAUACUUCGAAGAAGCCCUCACUGUCAGCGCCAGCGUCGUCGCCUCAGCCCACGAACUCAACCUGCACCGCGACCCAGACGAAGUGGCCUCGAGCCUCUCUCCCGCCGAGAAGAACACCCGCAGGCGGAUCUUCUGGACGCUCUACGUCUUCGAGUCCAUGGCCCGACCCGUGCUGGGCAAGACCUAUCAGCCUUUCGACGAGGACGCCAUCACGGCUCGAUACCCCGACGAAACUGUCGAAGGCGAGACGGCCAUCGUCGGAUCCUCACCGAACAUCAUCUUCACCGCCGCGGCGCUCAACGCCCGAGUCUCGAGACUCAUGGUUCGGAGACAAGCAGUCUCGCGCAACGAUGUUCUCCACGCUCUGGACGAGCUCGACACGUUCAUCGGUCGCUACGAGGACCGUCCGCUUGCGACUGCUAUGUCGAGGUACUCGUAUAACCGUCUGUAUCGCUUCGCGGUGAGGCUGGGCUUGACGAUUCCGGGACAAGAUGUCGCCGCCGCAACGCAUUUUCGAGAUCUCCUGCUCAGUGUCGAGUCGAUGAGGCAGUCGCCCGUCCGAGGGAACCCGCUCGUCUUCCUGCGCAUUGUUUCGGCUGCUAUCGACGCCGCAGCCGACUUGCACGCCACAGCGACCUUCCCCCGCUCUCUUCCACCCCAACUCGCCUCCUUCGUCGACAGCCUCCGCUCACCCUUCUACGACCCGAUCCUCGCCCGCAUGGCCGCCCGCGCAGUAGUCAUCCUCGAUCACGUCCUCGACAAGCACGCGCAGGAGGAGUCGACGACUCAGCAGGGUUGGUCGGACUCGGCUUCGAACUGGAGUUUGGCGUCGUCCAAGAUUACGACGCCGUCGACUGCUGGCACCCAUUCGGAUUGUACUGCUUUCUUCCCCAACGACUACUCUCAGCCUUUCCCGCAACUGUACCAGCAGCCGACGUUCUCGGCACCUCCUCCGCCCUCGCUCUUCACCUACUCGCCGACUUCGAUGCCACCUCCACCGCAACAGCCCAAUCCUCAAUCGCAACAGCCCAAUCCUCAACCGCACUUUGCCGUCCCGCAAGUCCCGCAAGCCGUCCGCCCAUCUCGCCCCGCCCUCUCCGUGUACACUACCGUCGCGCCGCCCGCCCAGGCUGCGAAACUGCCUACGCCUAUUCACUCGCCGUGGAUCAACACGGCUACGACGCCCACGCGCUACGCUCAGGCGUACCAAUGGUCGGACCGCUUCAUGUGA